UUUUGCAAAAACCAAACAUCCUACACCAACCCAAAAAAUUUGUCCAUUUUUUUAUUUGCUUCAACUAUAGUCCCCCUCCCAAACUUUAGCACUAUACCACUUUGUAGUGAAGAAAAUAAACAACAACAAAAAAAAGAAGAAAAAAAAAAGAAGAAGGUAUGUGCAAUCCCAAGCCCUCUUCCCCUCCCUCCAAUAAAAACCACUUCAUAAACCCCAUCAAGACCAUGGAUGCUGAUUUUUCCGAUGCAGACGACGACCUUCUUCGAUGGCCUAGCACGUCUGAGGUCCUUGAAGAAAUGAAGGAGAUAGGCAAAAUCUCAUGCCCCACAGCCAUGACAGGGCUAAUCCUCUACUCAAGGGCCAUGAUCUCAAUGCUCUUCCUGGGCUACCUCGGCGAGUUGGAGCUCGCCGGGGGCUCCCUGUCCAUCGGAGUAGCCAACAUCACUGGCUACUCCGUCAUCUCUGGCCUGGCGAUGGGCAUGGAGCCCAUCGCCAGCCAGGCCUGCGGUGCGAAGCAGAUGAAGGUCCUGGGCCUGACUCUCCACCGCACCAUCCUCCUCCUCCUCGCCGCCGCGGUCCCCAUCACAGUGAUGUGGCUCAACAUGAGGACUAUUCUACUCUGGUGCAACCAGGACGAGGAGAUAUCGUCUGUGGCUCACACAUUUAUCGUCUACGCCAUCCCGGACCUCUUUUUCCUUGCAGUGCUUCACCCGCUCCGGAUCUAUCUCCGGUGCCAGGGUAUCACAUUGCCUGUCAGCUAUUGUUCAUUUGCUUCUGUUUUCUUCCACGUCCCUCUGAACUACCUCCUGGUCGAGUAUUUCUCGAUGGGGGUAGCUGGAGUGGCGCUGGCGAUGGCUCUCACGAAUCUCAACCUUGUCCUUUUGCUCUGCGGCUAUGUUUACUUCUCCGGUGUUUACGAGGAUUCCUGGGUGGGCCCGAGCCGGGACUGCUUGCGUGGCUGGUCGGCGUUGGUGGGGCUGGCCGUGCCGACGUGUGUGUCUGUGUGCUUGGAGUGGUGGUGGUACGAGCUGAUGAUAAUUCUAUGUGGUUUGCUCCCGAAUCCGAAGGCGACGAUUGCUUCGAUGGGGAUUUUGAUUCAGACGACCUCUUUGAUUUAUGUGUUCCCUUCUUCCUUGAGCCUCGGCGUCUCGAUUCGAGUCGGGAACGAGCUCGGGGCCGGGCGCCCCGCCCGGGCCAGGCUCGCGGCCGCGGUCGCGCUCCUCUGCGCGGCGGCGAUGGGGGUGGCGGCGAUGGUUUUCGCGAUUUUGAUGAGGGGAAAAUGGGGGAGGCUCUUCACGGACGACGCCGGAAUUUUGGAGCUGACGGCGGCGGCAUUGCCGAUCGCCGGGAUCUGCGAGCUCGGGAACUGCCCGCAGACGACCGGCUGCGGCGUGCUGCGCGGCAGCGCGCGGCCGACGGUCGGGGCGAACAUCAACCUGGGCUCGUUCUACCUCGUCGGGAUGCCCGCGGCGUUCGUGAUGGGGUUCUGGCUGCGCCGCGGCUUCCCGGGGCUGUGGCUCGGCCUGCUCGCGGCGCAGGCAUCCUGCGCCGUGCUGAUGCUGGCCGUGCUCGGGCGCACGGACUGGAGGGCGCAGGUCGUGAGGGCGGAAGCCCUCGCGGCCUCCGCCUCCGCCACCACCGCCGCGCAGAGUAAUAACAGUAACAUUCUGCCGGUCUGCGCGGCGGAGCUGGCGGUGAUUGGUGUGUGUGGGAAUGAUCACACCGCCGCCGCGGUUGAAACGGAUCCGCUCAUCAUAAAUACACAAACAUUGCAUUGAAUUAAUUUAGGGUAGCUUCAUUUUUUUUUUUGUUUUGGGUUUUAUUAGAGGAGAGUGGAGAAAAAAUCUUGGGUUGGAGAUGUACUUAGUGGUGGAUCCGGGUGGGGUCGGGUGGACCGGCCCACCGUCGGCUCGGAGAAUUUCGGCCUUUCGAGCUGUCUCUGCCUUCAGAUGCUGGGACUACCCUGUUUAUUGCGUUCGACCGUACGAAUUCUAUUUACUGAAUUCGUUGUUGAUUGUAUUUACUAGCGUUCUCGAUUUGUACCGUUUCACGCUGUAGAGAUGUUUUAUUUCCAUAUUCCUUCACUUUUAUUUAACCUAUAGUAAAUGAUCGUUGAAGACA
Molecule: messenger RNA, 2121 nt
Organism: Salvia hispanica
Lineage: Eukaryota; Viridiplantae; Streptophyta; Magnoliopsida; Lamiales; Lamiaceae
Gene: ZF14
Product: MATE efflux family protein
Biological process (GO): xenobiotic detoxification by transmembrane export across the plasma membrane
Cellular component (GO): membrane
Molecular function (GO): antiporter activity; xenobiotic transmembrane transporter activity
Source: RefSeq, a predicted model, not a curated record